CGUCAAUGUGGCGAGCAGGACUCCGGCGCAGAGGAGUCGAGAGGAGCGCUGCAUUCAGGGAGGCUCCGACGCGCUCGUUUCUCCGCGCACGACGCCCCGGAUGGCCGCUUAACCGCCCGCGCGAUCCCUGCUUCACACGCGCGCCGCGUGACGCGACCAAGCGGAUAUUUGCGCUCACUUUUGCCGGAGUCGCAGACAGAAGCGCUACAACAUGAAAUACAAAAACCUGAUGGCCAAAGCGUUGUACGACAACAUGCCGGAGUCCCCCGAGGAGCUGGCCUUCCGCAAGGGGGACAUCCUCACCGUCAUCGAGCAGAACACUGGAGGCCUGGAGGGCUGGUGGCUCUGCUCCCUGCACGGCCGCCAAGGCAUCGCCCCCGGCAACCGCCUGAAGCUGCUGAUCGGACCCAUGUUCGAGGCCCAGGCGCCGGCCGCCGCUGCCCAGUCGCCCCCUCAGAGCUCGGCGUACCAGCAGAAGGCGGGCUCAGGGGGGGCUCAGGGCAUCUACCAGGUGCCCCCGUCCCUCCAGAGUCCGCAGAGUCAACAGAGCAUCUACCAAGUCCCCCCGAGGAGCACUCUGGCCGCUGAUAACCCCCCGAGCAAGGUGGUGACCCCGACCAGAGUGGGACAGUCCUACACCUUCAGCCCUGGCCAGCACAACCAGCAGGACCUCUACGACGUCCCGCCCAGUAGAUCACAGGGGGUGUAUGAUAUCCCUCCGGGUCAGAUGUUCCCCGGCGGCAGAAACCAGGGAGUCUACGACGUGCCCCCGUCUCAAAUGGACCUCAGGACGCAAGGCGUGUACGACGUCCCUCCGUCUUCUCAAGGGGUGUACUCUGUGCCCCCCUGCAGGAGCAACCCCGCCCUCCAGGAGGGCAACUACGACUUCCCCCAGCCUCUCAAGCACAAGCAGGAGGGCAUCUACGACGUGCCGCCCGCCGCCCUCGGCAAACCCUCCCACAGCCCCCAGUCGCAUUACGACUUCCCCCCCGCAGCGCAGCCCUCCGCCCGGCACCAGCACCCCAACGCCAACGAAGGCAUCUACGACGUGCCCCCGCCCGCCCUGCACUCGGGGGCGGGGUCCCCGAGCGACGUGUACGACGUCCUGCGGGGGAUGCCGCCCUCGCAGCAGCACAGGACCCCGCCGGCCGACCGGGACCGGAGCCAAAGCGUCUACGACGUCCGUCGGGAAGCCCGCGCGGCCGGGGACGUGACGGACGGCGUGAACCGCCUGUCCAUCUCCAGCACCGGCAGCACGCGCAGCAGCAUGUCCACCUCCUCGUCCUCCACGGGCUCGGCCGCCGAGGGCCGCCUCGGCCUGGACGUGGACGCGGCGGUGCAGCGGCUGCUCCGCCUGCAGCAGGCCGUGGAGGCGGCGGUCGGCGCCUUGCAAUCGAUGGCGGCCUCCCCUCACUGGAGGACUUUCCCCUUCAUGGAGCGCCAUGGCAACGACGUCCGCGCGGUGCUGGACCGCGUCCGCGCCGCCCUCGGGGAUUUGGUGGCGUUCGGCAGAGGGGCGGCGGCGAACGCCGCGGCUCUGUCGGACGCCGGCCUGCACGGCAAGCUGAGGCGGCAGCUGGCGCGCCUGGAGGACUCGCAGCAGAUCCUCCUGCAGGUCUACCAGGUCCUGGAGGGCUGCAGCUGGGCCCUGAACGCGCUGGCGUCCGCCGGCAAGCACCACAACAAGAGCGACGACCUGGACCGCUUCGUCAUGGUGUCCCGGACGGUACCCGACGACGCCAAGCAGCUGGCCUCCACGAUAGGCAGCAGCGCCGAGCUGCUGUUCAGGCGGACGCACGCCGACGGCUCGCUCUCCGCCGGGAGCACGCCGGAGGAGGGCGCCGCCCACCCGCUCGGCUCGCCCCCGUCCGAUAACAACAACUACGGAGGGCAGACCAAGCCGUUCCCCGUGUGCCCCGGCCAGGACAAAGAGCACAUGAACAUCAGCGAGAAGUGUGUGAAAAGCUGGAUGGAGGACUACGAUUAUGUGCACCUGCAGGGCAAAGAGGACUUUGAGCGUCAGCAGAAGGAGCUGCUGGACAAAGAGAACAUCAUCAAGCAGAGUCAAGUGCAGCUGGGCCAGGAGCAGAUCAACCAGUUCAAGAAGCUGGAGCAGGACGUGAUCAAACCGGUGGAGAACGACGUCACGCAGUGGAUCUCGCACAAGCACGCCGGCGUGCCGCCGGCCGCCUCGGACUCGCCCCCCGCCCCGCCCCCCUCCGCCCGCCUGUGCGCCCGGGACCGCCAGCUGCUGGGCUUCUACUCGGAGCAGUGCGGGCAGCACUUCGCCACGCUCCUCGACGCCGUGGACGCCUUCUUCGGCUGCGUGGGCGGCGAGCCGCCGCGCAUCUUCGUGGCGCACAGCAAGUUCGUCAUCCUCAGCGCCCACAAGCUGGUCUUCAUCGGGGACACCCUGUCCAGGCAGGCGUCGGCGCCCGAGGUGGCCAACCGCGUGAUGAACUCCAGCAACGUGCUGUGCGACCUGCUGAAGACGGUGGUGGCCGCCACCAAAACGGCCGCGCUGAACUACCCGAACACGGGCGCCAUCCAGGAGAUGGUGGACCGGGUCACCGACCUGUCGCGUCACGCGCAGCAGUUCAAAGAACAGCUGGCCGGUUUGUGACUUUCACACAGGACACGGACUGCGUGUGUACAUUGAUCUAGUACAAAUAUAUAUUUACAGUAUAUAUAUAUAUAUAUAUUGCUUAUCUCUGCGUUUUGGAUGUUGUAAAUAGUACCCGUUCUGUAAAUAUAUGCUCUAUUUUUGUGUAGAUUGUUUUAUAUGAUGGUUUGAAUAUACGUGUGUAGGUGCAGUAUCAUGUAGACCUUUUCAUAACAUUCCUGUGGCGUGUUCAGAAGCACCUUAUGAGAUGUGAGUGUUUCUGCUUUGUUCUCCUCGUGUAGUCGUGUUGUCUUACUGCUGUUGUGACAGUAAAUCUCCUUGUAAAUCA
Messenger RNA from Gasterosteus aculeatus aculeatus (three-spined stickleback), 2951 nucleotides. It is a transcript of the gene nedd9, whose product is annotated as neural precursor cell expressed, developmentally down-regulated 9. Gene Ontology annotation, molecular function: protein binding. The record is from RefSeq and is a predicted model, not a curated record. Gene Ontology annotation, cellular component: plasma membrane; cytoplasm. NCBI's taxonomy places the organism in Eukaryota, Metazoa, Chordata, Actinopteri, Perciformes, Gasterosteidae. Gene Ontology annotation, biological process: cell surface receptor protein tyrosine kinase signaling pathway; cell migration.